Brassica napus (rape) is the source of this 3424-nucleotide messenger RNA. RefSeq names its product glucan endo-1,3-beta-glucosidase 8-like. The record is from RefSeq and is a predicted model, not a curated record. NCBI's taxonomy places the organism in Eukaryota, Viridiplantae, Streptophyta, Magnoliopsida, Brassicales, Brassicaceae. Bases 1911 to 3395 code for a protein of 494 amino acids. The transcript has a single exon. Gene Ontology annotation, cellular component: plasma membrane. Gene Ontology annotation, biological process: carbohydrate metabolic process. Gene Ontology annotation, molecular function: hydrolase activity, hydrolyzing O-glycosyl compounds.
UUUAUAUUUGGCCACAAUUAUCAGUUGUAGGAAGUGAUUUUCAAAAACAAAAUAAACGGUCAUUUAAAUUGGUGGAGUACUCACAACUCUCUUUAACAAUGGGAGAAUAGUUUUUCUCAAUUCUUGAUUUUUUUUUGGAUUAUUAAUUCAUUGAUUUCACUUACUUGGUUAACAAGAAAUAUUUACGCAACCCAUAAAUAAUUGUUCGACACGUUCAAAAAUGUAUGUCAUUCUUACGUAAAGAUCAUGUGUUAAUCAAGUAAAUGUAGUCCAUGAAUUUACUACACGAAUGAGUCGAAAUUAAGUAAUAUCCACUUUUUCUUUGACAAAAAAAAAUCUGAUUAGUCCAUUAAUGUAGAUUACCAUCAAUUUUGUUUUGAGGACCAACUUUUGAUCGUUGUCAAGUAUGAUGAAAGUGUACAACAGUAAUUCACAUCAUCUCCAUCUUCAUUUUCCACUUUGUAAUCUUCCUCAUCUCUUUAACAUAUGCUCACACAUCAUUGGGAUGAAACAUCUAGAUUUUGUAUUCAUUUGCAUGAUGUAUCCAAAUACAAAAAAAAAAACAUAGUUCUAGAAUUUUGAGAUGAAAAUUUAUUUAUAUCCCUAUACAAUAUUUGGAUACAAAUUUUAACUGAAAACAACAUCUAAAACACGUGCAUCCAAAUAAAGUAGCCAAACGAACAUAACUUUAGUUAUAGAGUUUUUGUAUAUUUAGCGAGUAGAUUGUAUUUUCUUAAAUAUCUCUACUAUUAAGUAUAAUUCGGUAUAUCUAUCUGCAAAUUAUGUAAAGUUUUAAAAAUUUAAAAGUAAAGUUGGAUUUUGUGCGUUCCACUCUAGAUUGACCGGAACAACCAAUAGCAUAUAAAAAAAUUAAGGUUGGACUCUUGAUUCUUGUUACUUGCUAGUGUAUAACAGUAAUUCACAUCACCUCCAUCUUCAUUUUCCACUUUGUAAUCUUCCUCAUCUUUUUAACAUAUGCUCACACAUCAUUGGGAUGAAACAUCUAGAUUUUGUAUUCAUUUGCAUGAUGUAUCCAAAUACAAAAAGAAAACAUAGUUCUAGAAUUUUGAGAUGAAAAUUUAUUUAUAUUCAUAUGCAAUAUUUGGGCACAAAUUUUAACUGAAAACAACAUCUAAAACACGUGCAUCCAAAUAAAGUAGCCAAACGAACAUAACUUUAGUUAUAGAGUUUUUGUAUAUUUGGCGAGUAGAUUGUAUUUUCUUGAAUAUCUCUACUAUUAAGUAUAAUUCGGUAUAUCUAUCUGCGAAUUAUGUAAGUUUUUAGAAAUUUAAAAGUAAAGUUAGAUUUUGUGCGUUCCACUCUAGAUUAACCGGAACAACUAAUAACAUAUAAAAAAAAAUUAAGGUUGGACUCUUGAUUCUUGUUACUAGCUAGUGUAUAUAAGAACCUUGGAGAAUGAAGAUGAAGACGAUGAACCCACUAACUUAACUCAAAACCUUUAAUAUCACGAUUUUCGAAGUUGUUCAGGACUCUGCUGACUAAAACUAAGAAUGAUACAGUCAUACAGCGGAUGAAAACUAAUUGCGUCGAUGGAUAACACACUGCUUCAAUUCUACAAACUUAUCUCGUAACUAUGAUGUAGAAUUCUCAUUGGUAUAUAUAGGUUCAUUGCUCAUCUACAUAAAAUGCCACAUGUUUAUUUAAAUUUUACACAAUUAAUAAUAAUCAUCUAUUAUGUAACUUUUUUAGUAAUACAGUAUGUGGUGGUCAAUGCUACGUGGAUUGUCAAAGAGGCAUGCACAAAGUGUUUCCACAAAGACAAUGGCUGUUUUGCAUGUUGUGUCUGCUCCUUUAACUGAAUCAAGGACAAAUCACAGAUCCAAUCACCUUUCAUCUUUAGAACCCCAUAAAGAAAAGAGAAAAGAUUCAUCUAAAAGACAAGAGAGAAAAUGGCAGAACAGAGAUCAAGAUCAACAAAAACCUUCUUCUCUCAUCAGAUGAUUCUAUGUCUCUUUCUUGUCUCACAAGUCUCCAUCGCCUCUUGCAGCAAUACGAGUGUAGGAGUGAACUGGGGAACAAUGGCGAGUCACCAGCUUCCACCUGAAAACGUGGUGAAGAUGCUAAAGGACAAUGGAUUUACUAAGCUAAAACUGUUCGAAGCCGACCAAAACAUCUUAAACGCUCUAACUGGUUCAGACAUCGAAGUCAUGAUCGGAAUACCAAACCGGUUGCUUAAAGAAGUCGCUCAAGAUCCAGCGUUAGCAGCUUCAUGGGUAGAAGAGAACGUCACCGCUUAUUCUUACAACGGUGGAGUCAACAUCAAGUACAUAGCUGUCGGAAACGAGCCUUUCCUUCAGACAUAUAACGGAACAUACGUUGAGUUCACUUUACCAGCUCUCGUCAACAUACAAAAAGCACUAGAGGAAGCUGGUCUAAAAAACGUGAGAGUCACGGUUCCUUUCAACGCAGACAUCUACUUUUCUCCGGAAUCAAACCCCGUUCCAUCAGCUGGAGACUUUAGGCCUGAGCUCAGAGAUGUAACGAUUGAGAUAAUCAACUUCUUGUAUACACAUGAUUCUCCUUUCACGGUCAACAUCUACCCUUUUCUAAGUCUUUACGGAAACGCUUACUUCCCCGUGGAUUUCGCCUUCUUUGAUGGGAGUAACAACUCUUUGAGAGAUGGAGAUUUGGUUUAUAAUAAUGUGUUUGAUGCGAAUCUCGACACUUUGGUUUGUGCGAUGGAAAGAUACAGCUUCUUGGGGAUGAAGAUCAUCGUGGGAGAAGUUGGAUGGCCUACGGAUGGAGACAAGAACGCUAAUGCGAAGACUGCAAAGAGAUUCAACCAGGGAAUGGUAAAGCAUGCUAUGUCUGGAAAUGGAACUCCGGCGAGGAAAGGAGUGAUCAUGGAUGUUUAUCUCUUCAGCCUUGUCGAUGAAGAUGCUAAGAGUAUUGCUCCGGGGACUUUUGAGAGGCAUUGGGGCAUCUUCGAGUUUGAUGGUAGACCCAAAUACGAGCUUGAUUUGUCUGGUAAAGGUGAUGAUAAGACUCUGGUUCCUGUGGAAGAUGUGAAGUAUCUUCCUAAAACGUGGUGUGUUCUCGACACUAACGCGUUUAACCAAGAUGACUUGGCUGAUAACGUCGACUACGCUUGUAGCUUAUCUGAUUGCACAGCGCUUGGGUAUGGUUCCUCUUGCAACCAUCUUACAAGCGUGGGCAAUGCUUCGUAUGCGUUUAAUAUGUAUUAUCAGAUGCAUGAUCAGAAAACAUGGGACUGUGAUUUCUUGGGGUUGGGUUUGAUCACUGAUGAAGAUCCCUCUGAUGAUCUUUGUGAGUUCCCUGUGAUGAUUGAUACAGGUAACUCACCGAGGUUGCAGCCUCGAUCUUCUAGAGUGUUGGCCAUGGUUAUAGUUAUUUUGGUUCUUCCCCUUUUGUAAACAGUCUUGCAAAUGAAUCUUUCAAGCUA